AUGAAGAAAUUUAAUUUUCACAAAGUUUUGGAUGGCUUAACUUCAGCACCUAGUGGAAACAGCAGUGCUGCUGGGCCUGGCAGUGCUUCUGUGCACUCCGGAGGGACUGCAGAGUCUCUAAGAGAGGAAAUCCAGGAGACUCUCACUUCAGAUUAUUUUCAGAUAUGCAAGACUGUUCGGCAUGGAUUUCCAUAUCUGCCCACCACCUUAGCUUUUGACCCAGUUCAGAAGAUUUUGGCUAUUGGGACAAGAACGGGUGCCAUUCGAAUAUUGGGCAGGCCAGGAGUUGAUUGCUACUGUGAACAUGAAAGUGGUGCUGCAGUUCUGCAGCUUCAGUUUUUAAUUAAUGAGGGUGCUUUGGUUAGUGCAAGUUCAGAUGACAUGCUCCAUUUGUGGAAUUUGAGACAGAAACGGCCAGCAAUUCUCCAUUCCUUGAAAUUUAAUCGAGAACGGAUCACUUUCUGUCAUUUGCCUUUCCAAAGCAAAUGGCUCUACGUUGGAACAGAGAGGGGAAAUACACAUAUUGUAAAUAUUGAGUCCUUCAUACUUUCUGGAUACGUUAUCAUGUGGAACAAGGCAAUAGAACUGUCCACAAAGACUCAUCCUGGGCCUGUUGUGCAUUUGAGUGAUAGCCCAAGAGACGAAGGGAAACUGUUGAUUGGCUAUGAAAAUGGGACUGUGGUAUUCUGGGAUUUGAGAUCAAAAAGAGCAGAUUUAAGAGUAUACUAUGAUGAGGCUGUUCAUUCUAUUGGAUGGCAUAAUGAAGGGAAGCACUUUAUGUGCAGUCAUUCGGAUGGCAGCUUGACGCUGUGGAAUCUCAAAAGUCCCAGCAGACCUUUCCAGAUAAUCAUUCCACAUGGUAAAAUUCACCGGGAUGGAAAAAAAGUUGAAUCUUGUAAACCAAUUCUUAAAGUAGAAUACAAGACCUGUAAAAACAGUGACCCUUUUAUAAUUUUUUCUGGUGGACUCUCUUAUGACAAACCUUGGAGAAGGCCAAGUCUGACGAUUAUGCAUGGGAAAGCAAUUACAGUGCUUGAAAUGGAUCAUCCCAUUGUUGACUUUUUAACUCUUUGUGAAACUCCAUACCCAAAUGAAAUUCAAGAACCCUAUGCUCUAGUUGUACUGUUGGAAAAAGAUCUCAUUGUCAUUGACCUGACUCAGAGCAAUUUUCCAAUUUUUGAAAAUCCAUAUCCCAUGGACAUUCAUGAAUCACCAGUUACCUGCACAGAGUAUUUUGCUGACUGUCCUGCAGAUCUGAUUCCUGUGCUAUAUUCUGUAGGCGCUAAAUAUAAGAAGCAAGGAUACAGCAACAAGGAGUGGCCUAUCAGUGGUGGAGCAUGGAAUCUAGGAGCACAGACAUAUCCUGAAAUUAUUAUUACAGGACAUGCAGAUGGAUCAGUAAAAUUUUGGGAUGCUUCUGCCAUUACCCUGCAGAUGUUGUACAAGUUGAAGACCUCAAAAGUGUUUGAAAAACAGAAGCUGGAAGGAAAAUCAGCAGGAGAAAUAGUUGAAGAGGAUCCUUUUGCUAUCCAGUUGAUGUAUUGGUGUCCAGAAAGUAGAGUGUUCUGCAUAGCAGGAGCCUCUGGAUAUGUUGUUGUUUACAGAUUCAGCAAACAUGAAGUUAAUUCUGAAAUAUCAUCUUUAGAAGUACAACUUCAAAGUGAAGCAGAAUACACCAUUAGUCCAGAGGCAGAAAUGAGCACUCCAUUUCCAAAUGCCUCUUCUCAUCUUUCAUCUUUAAAAGAUCUCUCAGGCAGUACAAACACUGUGGAAUCUGAAGAAACGAAGGAUAGUAGUCCAUGCCUCAGUGUCAAGACUCGUGCUGUGAGGAUGCCUCCCGGGUACCAAGCAGACCUGGUUAUUCAGUUGGUAUGGGCAGAUGGUGAACCUCCCCAACAAAUAACAAGCCUGGCAGCAAACUCAGCAUACGGAUUAGUUGCAUUUGGAAACUGCAGUGGCUUGGCAGUUGUGGAUUUUAUGCAGAAGACUACACUGCUGAGCAUGGGAAGUUUUGACCUCUAUGGAUCAAGUGAUCUUUAUCAACGUCACCCUCGCUCUCCAUGUAGAAGCAAGCAGUUUCCUGCAGGCCUUAUUGAGUUAUCAGAUGGCCCAGCUUCAUUAGAGGUAGAACGGUGCAGGUCCCCCACAACCUCAGAUCCUGUAAAUGGACACUGUACAAGUCCACCCUCCCAAAGCUGUAACACUGGAAAACGGCUGUCUAGUGCAGACAUUUCAAAAGCAAAUCGUCGUGGUCCAGGAAAGCCCCCAUUUAGGAAAGCACAAUCUGCUGCUUGCAUGGAGAUUUCUUUGCCAGUUACAAUGGAAGAGAACAGAGAGAAUCCCUUCAGCCAUUCUCGAAGCUCAAGUGUCUGCAGCAUUGAUAAGGAGCCCAAGGAAGCAAUUACAGCUUUAUUUUUCAUGGAGUCUUUUGCACGGAAAAACGACACCACAGUGUCUCCUUGUCUUUGGGUUGGUACAGCCUUGGGUAUGGUUUUGGUUGUAUCCCUUAAUCUGCCCACUGCAGAUGAAUUAAGGCAGACAGAACCAGUAAUGGCUUCUCCAAGUGGUACAGUUCUGACACUGAAGGGAGCAGUGUUAACUUUUGCUUGCUUGGACUGCACAGGGAGCUUAAUGCAUCCACCAUACGAAGCAUGGAGGGAUCCAAACUGCAUUGAUGAAAGUGAAAGUACAAAGAAAAGAAAACUCGUCCUGUGUUCUCCAUGCUCCCAGGAUGUUGGAGAUCAUCACCAGUUUGCCAUUAUCUGCUCAGAGAAACAAGCCAAAGUAUUUUCACUGCCAUCCCAGAUAUGCCUGCAUAUUUACAAGUUCACAGACACAUCCUUUCUGCUGAGGGCAGCCGUGGUGACUGUGUAUAGCAGUGUUUGCCUGGCAUGCCUCUGUGCCAGCGGGCAUAUCACGAUCCUGAGUUUACCCAGCCUCCGUACAUUGCUAGAUGUUAAUCAUUUGCCUGUAACAAACAUGAGGAUUGCCAGGACCUUUUGUUUUACCAAUGAAGGACAAGCUUUGUAUCUUGGUUCUCCCACAGAAGUCCAGCGACUGAACUACAGUCAGGAAAUGUUCGAUAAUCUUCAGGACAUGCUUGGGGAAUUGUUCACUCCCGUGGAAACCCCCGAGGCUCAGUACAGAGGCUUUCUGAAAGGUCUGUUUGGUGGGACUGGUGGAACGCUCGACAGAGAAGAGCUCUUUGGUGAGGCUACAGCAGGAAAAGCAUCUCGCAGUCUUGCUCAGCACAUCCCUGGGCCAGGGGGAGUUGAAAGCAUGAAAGGAGCUGCAGGGGGAGCGAUUGGAGAUCUGGCUCGUGCCCGCCUCGCUCUUGACGAGAGGGGACAGAAGCUGGGAGAACUGGAUGAGAAGACCGCAAGAAUGAUGGCAAGCGCAGAAGCUUUCUCCAAGCAUGCACAUGAGGUAAUGCUGAAGUACAAGGACAAGAAAUGGUAUCAAUUUUGA
Molecule: messenger RNA, 3468 nt
Organism: Varanus komodoensis (Komodo dragon)
Lineage: Eukaryota; Metazoa; Chordata; Lepidosauria; Squamata; Varanidae
Gene: STXBP5L
Product: syntaxin binding protein 5L
Exons: 26
Coding region: 1-3468 (1155 amino acids)
Biological process (GO): regulation of protein secretion; regulation of exocytosis
Cellular component (GO): SNARE complex; plasma membrane; cytoplasm
Molecular function (GO): GTPase activator activity; myosin II binding; syntaxin binding
Source: RefSeq, a predicted model, not a curated record